Molecule: messenger RNA, 225 nt
Organism: Paramuricea clavata
Lineage: Eukaryota; Metazoa; Cnidaria; Anthozoa; Malacalcyonacea; Plexauridae
Source: the annotation of a GenBank genome assembly
GCUUACAAAUUAGGUAUGGUUGGCCCAAAGUAUGUCUGGUUAUUGUCAGGUGAAUUAGCUGGCGAUUGGUUUUCACCAAAGAUUUUUCAUAAAUACUACGAGAAAACUGUUGAUUGUAAUCUCAGACAAAUUAUUGAAGCAGCGGAUAGAUUCAUUGCGUUCACUCAAAUGCCCAUACGCCAAGAUAAUAAUGAAACGCUCUCUGGUUUGGUAAGAGGUUUUUAA